Molecule: messenger RNA, 905 nt
Organism: Fusarium vanettenii 77-13-4
Lineage: Eukaryota; Fungi; Ascomycota; Sordariomycetes; Hypocreales; Nectriaceae
Product: 60S ribosomal protein L33
Exons: 5
Coding region: 108-437 (109 amino acids)
Biological process (GO): ribosomal large subunit biogenesis; cytoplasmic translation
Cellular component (GO): cytosolic large ribosomal subunit; ribosome
Molecular function (GO): structural constituent of ribosome
Source: RefSeq, a predicted model, not a curated record
CCCGACCACAAGAUCACCAACGACGCGCACCAGCAACACGGAACGGUCUUUUUGUUAAGACAAUUCCCUACUAACCCCCAGGUUGCGGAAGCCAGAACACAGUCACGAUGCCUUCGGAAGCCGGUCACCGACUAUACGUCAAGGGACGUCACCUGAGCUACCAGCGCUCUCGUCACACUACCCGCCCUGCCACCAGCCUGAUCAAGAUCGAGGGUGUUGACAACACCGAGGGCGCCAACUUCUACCUUGGCAAGAAGGUCGCUUUCGUCUACCGGGGCCAGAAGGAGAUCCGAGGCACCAAGAUCCGUGUCAUCUGGGGCAAGGUUACCCGGCCACACGGCAACUCCGGCGUUGUCCGCGCCAAGUUCACCUCCCCUCUCCCCACCAAGUCCUUCGGUGCUUCUGUUCGCGUCAUGCUGUACCCAUCUUCGAUAUAAAAAAAGGGCUUCGGGCUGGAGUUGGUAGUGAGGGCGGUUCUCAUUUGGCUGCAUUGGUCGAGGCAAGGAUAAAGCAAAUUGCCUUGCUUUGAGGCAUUGAAUUCAAAAAGACGUCAAAUCCCAACCCCGAAGGCUCUGCACACCUGAGCUUCUCAUUUGAUGAUAUUUUCUUAUUCCCAUACCCAUUCAUGCAGCGGUUGGCGAAGAAUUCGAUCUCGACCAGGGUCAAGUCCACCAGAGGACCAGCGAUGGAAUACUGUUUUAUGGAUGGGAUUCGAGACCGGAACUUCGGCGCCGGCGGCAGCGGCGAGUGACUAGGGUACAAGCGAUUCAUCGAUGAAUGCCAGGUUCAGGGCUAUUAUUACGGCAGCACAAGCGUCCCUGAAUGCUGGAUUGUGAUUUGACUCGUAUGGGAGAUUUUGAGCCAUGGUCGGCGUCUUAUGAUGAAUCGGAAUGUCUUUUGAACCA